Molecule: messenger RNA, 2651 nt
Organism: Papaver somniferum (opium poppy)
Lineage: Eukaryota; Viridiplantae; Streptophyta; Magnoliopsida; Ranunculales; Papaveraceae
Exons: 8
Coding region: 234-2504 (756 amino acids)
Source: RefSeq, a predicted model, not a curated record
UACUCCGUCACACAUCGGAACAAAAUCAAAACGAAACCGUUUUUUUCUAAAAUAACAGAAAUUUCAGACUACAAAAAUAGAACAUUCCGCCUUUUAUCAACGUUUUCUCUUCGCUUCAAAUUGGGGAUUUGGUUUUUCUCCAAAUACAAACCCUAGAAAUUAAAUUGCUGGAAUUGGAAGAAUCACUGUAGUUGAAGAAAUCCUACACAGUAUCAGCUGCUUAAAAUUGAAAUAUGAGGUCGAAGAGACUGGAACUUCAAGAAGCUCAGCAGAAGCAGAAGAAGAAGCUGGCAACAACAAAAUCAUCUUCUGCAAGCGUCACUGGAAGUUCGGCAAACAAAAUUGUGAGCAUUGCGGCGGAUGCAAGAGUCAAAGCAGUUGCUCUCAAGAAGAAGAGGUUGUCAACAACUAAACCAUGUUCUGCAUUUGUAAAUGGCAUUAGGGAAAACGAGAUUGCGACUGAUCCAGUGGACGAAAGACUCAUUGAUGACAUGCCUGAUGCUGGGGGUGAUAUUAGAGAUGAAGAUACUGACACAGUUGAUUCUUGGAGCGAUAUUAGAGAUGAAGAUGCUGACAUGGUUGAUACUGGGAGGGAUGCACGAGAGGAAGAUGCUGACAUACUUGAUGCGGAUGGAAGUGGGGGCGUGCAAUUUGCAGAAGGCCAAUCGUUACCCACCAACUCUGGUGAAAAUGCUGACAUGCUUGGCGCGAAUGAAAGGGUUAACAUGCAAUUUGUGGAAGACCAAUCGUUGCCCACCAACUCUGACAAAGUUGCAGGUUUGUCAAGGAAAAGGAAACAUGAUAUGGUCCAAAGACAAGUAACUGACCCCCAUAGCGAGUCUAAUAAUGCAAACUGCACUGGUAAUGGCCAAGGAAGCACUUGUAUGCCAUCAGGUACGCGUAAAUUGAUUAUAUUCGACAAAUAUGGGCGGCCUUGUGAUGUUGGGUCAGAAGUAUUUGCAACGGAUAUUGGUAGGAUAGUACGAGCGCACUGUCCUCCUGCGAUUGAGUCUUGGACAAAAGUUCCAAACAGCAUGAAAGACAAUAUAUGGAGGGAUAUUGUUAUUAAGUAUGUCGUACCUGAAAUUUAUAAGCCUAAUGUUUUGUUAAGGGCUAACAAAGCUUAUAAAACUUGGAAGCGUCAGCUGCGAGUAGAGUUGGAUAAACAUGAGACCACUGCUGAGAGGAAAAUAAAUAUGCCAAAACGUUUGAUCAAAAAGAGAGAAGAUUGGGAGAGUUUUGUUGAUUUCUGCAAUACUGAUGAGGAUAGGAAACGUCGUGCAAUUGGUAAAAAGGCUAGAGAAGGUCUUGAAUUUUUACAUUCAUGCGGCAGGAAAGGAAUUCAUCGCAAAAUUUAUGACUUGGAAAAAGAGAGUCCAACUGGUGAAGUUAGCAGAGCUGCGAUAUUUCUUGACACACAUAUUCCCAAGAAUAUAAAUGAUCCUGAAUCGCCCUCUAUCUCAGAUAUUAAAAUGAGAUUGAUUAAGGAGCUUGUAGAAGCUAAUCCAGACGGUCAAAAAGAUAUUGGCAACGAUGCUGUCACAUUGGUAUGUGGACGUGAUACAAGAGGUGUUGUAUUAGGCAUGGGAGGAGGUGUUUCGAUUACUAAGGUGCGUGCUUCGGCAGCAAGUGUUGAAUAUCUUCGCAAAGUACAACAAGAAAACAAGACUCUGCAGUCUGAUAUCCAUUUACUCCGAACACAAUAUGGAUCACCCACACCAAAUCAUACUUCUACGCUCCGAACAGACGAUGCAUUACCUACACAAAAUUAUACUUCUACACCAUAUACUCUAUCUGCGUCUGAUGUCCAUUCACUCCGAACACACUUUGGAUUACCCACACCAAAUCAUACUUCUACACCAUCAAUUCAAUCUGCACCACCCACACAAAAUCACACCUCUAGACCAUCAAAUCAAUCUGCGUCAAACAUACAAAAUUGUACUACUAUACCAUCAAAUCUAUCUGCGUCUCAGGCACCUGGCGUGUCCAACUUGCCUGCUCGUUCACGUUUGGCACCUGAUGUGUCCAACUCGCUUGUUCGUUCAUGUUUGGCACCUCCUGCGUCCAACUUGCCUGCUAGUUCAUGUUUCAUAAAAAACUUCAAAGGAAAAACCAUUGCUUUAGGUAGUAUUAACGCUGCUGAUCCACCAAUGGAACAUGUCUACAGUCUAAGUAUUGAAGAAAUAUUUGAUAAAAACGCAGAAUUAUUUGAUGAAGAUGGGAAGCUUGGAGAUAUUACGAUCGGUGGCGUGAUUAAUUGGCCAAAAGCAUGUGUUAAGUCCAACUUCCCUGCCAACUCUUGUUUCAUUAGAAACUUUAAAAGAAGAAUCAUCGCUUUCGGUAAUUUCAGCACUGCUGAUCCGCCAAAAGAACAUGUCUACAGUGUAACUGUCAAGGAAAUUUAUGACAGAGAUGCAGAAUUAUUUGAUGCAGAUGGGAAGCUUGGAGACAUUAUGAUUGGUGGCGUGAUUAAUUGGCCAAAAGCAUGUGUUAAGCUUUGUUGACAGUAAUCCAUGUAAUUAUUGUUUUCUCAUUUCCUGUACCUAAGUUGUAAGUAUAGUCUUUGCAAGUGUUGUUUUCUGGGCUCUAGUUUUCGUAGUUCUUUUUGGAUGUACGGGCCAUUCCAAAAAUAUAGCGGUUUCCUUUCUCAA